Messenger RNA from Tachysurus vachellii, 2971 nucleotides. It is a transcript of the gene rasgrp4, whose product is annotated as RAS guanyl releasing protein 4. Bases 624 to 2822 code for a protein of 732 amino acids. Gene Ontology annotation, cellular component: plasma membrane. Lineage: Eukaryota; Metazoa; Chordata; Actinopteri; Siluriformes; Bagridae. Gene Ontology annotation, molecular function: guanyl-nucleotide exchange factor activity; calcium ion binding. Gene Ontology annotation, biological process: positive regulation of GTPase activity; Ras protein signal transduction. The record is from RefSeq and is a predicted model, not a curated record. The transcript is spliced from 18 exons.
GCAUUUGACAGUUCUCUUAUCUGUCAGAGCCAGUGCUUGUGUUUGAAAUUGGGACGUGUGAGCUUCGACCAGUUUUAGCUUGAUGCUCAUUUUGGAAGAUUCCUUUCUUGACACACUUUAUUUUGCUGACAGUCUUUCACCACUCUGAACUUGUCGCCGCUUGAGUGGGAGUUUUUCUUCUUCUUUUUUUUUUAGGGGGGGUGGUUGGUUGGUUUGUUUUCGCUCUGCUGUUUACUCAAUUAGGUAGAGGUGCGGUAGAGAGAGAGAGAGAGAGAAAGAGAGAGAGAGAGAGCGAUCUUGCAGCUGUUAGUGUACAGGUCUGGCUUUCUGAGUGUUUCUGAACAGGACAGAGAUUCUCUAACACAGUGAGGAGAGAGAGAGAGAGAGAGAGGUUGGCCUCAGAGUCUCUGUUGUGGGCAUAAACACAGUGUGUCACAGCCAACCGAUCGAUAGCACAGCCUCAUGGGAAAGUAGGACCCCAGGACUUGCGAACAGAUGCCCUUACACAUCCAGAGAAUCAUCGCAGGAGUUCAGAAGGGAGAAGAUCGUCCUUAUGCCAUGAUUCGAAAAGAAACCAAAAGAUAGAGACUCCUGCCUUAGGGCUCGGCUUUGAGAUCCAGGCAAUGUCGAUUCGUGAAGAUCUCCGCAAAGUGAGGAAGAAGGCAUCGUUCUGUGUCACGCACUGGACACAGCAGAACGGCUCCAGCAACACCUCCUCGCACAGGAAAUCACAUCAAGAAGGAGGAAGCAUGAAGAAGACCAGGAGACCGGUGCAGAGGCGGAUGACCUGUCCGAGUCCUCAGGAGAUCAGCCGGGCGCUGCAUAGCCCCACGGUACCUGCGAGUGCCCAUGCUGCCAGUUUGGACGAUCUCAUUCAGCGCUGCCUUCACUGCUUUGACUCUGAAGGGAAGUUAAUCCGAGGCAUGCAGCUGGUCAAUAUGACUCUGAUGAUGCACAACUGGGUUGUGCCUUCACACAUCUUUGCCCAUAAACUGCUCUCUCUAUACAAGGACUGUCCUAUGGAGAAGAGAGCCCAGAGGAGGCCCCAGAUCUGCCAGUUUAUAAGGCACUGGAUAGUCCAUUAUCCUCUGAUGUUUGAGACGGACCCCAGAUUGGAGCAGGUCAUGGGGGAUAUGUGUGCUCUAGUCAGGGCUGAGAAGGACUCCCAAUGCAAGCUGAUUGAUACUCCAUACCCUAAUCCUCCUUCAGAUAUCUGCCUGGCUCCCUCUCCCUCAGUGAAGAAGAGGAAGGUGUCUCUGCUGUUUGAUCACAUGGAGUCUGAUGAGAUGGCUGAGCACCUGAGUUACCUGGAGUUCAAAAACUUCUGCAGCAUUUCAUUCCUAGAUUAUCGCAGCUACAUGGUGAACAAUUCGGUGAGGGAUAACCCGGCGCUGGAACGCUCCGUCAUGCUGUGUAACGGUGUCUCACAGUGGGUCCAGCUCAUGAUUCUCAACAGACACACUCCGCAGCAGAGGGCUGAAGUCUUCACAAAAUUCAUUCAUGUAGCACAGAAACUGAGGUCUCUGCAGAAUUUCAACACUCUUAUGGCAGUCAUAGGCGGUUUGUGUCACAGCUCCAUCUCCCGACUCAAAGACACGGCCAGUCUCCUCUCUUCUGACAUCACCAAGGCGCUGAGUGAGCUCACGGAGUUGCUCUCAUCCUACAGUAACUACAGUAACUACAGAAGAGUGUACAAUGAGUGCAGCGGCUUUAAAGUUCCCAUCCUGGGUGUACACCUUAAAGAUCUUAUCUCACUCAAUGAGGCACUUCCUGACUUCCUGGAGGGUGACAAAAUCAACCUGGGAAAGCUACAGCACCUGUACAGCAACAUUAGCGAUCUGCUGGCGAUCCACAAGUGCAAGCCACCAUUUGAGGCCAACAAAGACCUGCUGCACCUGCUCACGCUAUCCCUGGACCUGUACUACACCGAGGAUCAGAUCUACGAGCUGUCCUACGCCAAGGAACCCAAGAAUCCCAAAAUACAGCCUGUAACCCAAGUGAAGCCCCCUGUGGUAGCUGAAUGGGGUUCAGGUGUUGCUCCACGGCUCGACCCCGACACCAUCUCCAAACACGUCAAGCAGAUGGUGGAUUCGAUCAUGAAGAAUUAUGACCUGAACAUGGACGGCUACAUCUUUCUGGAGGACUUUGAGAAGAUAGCUGCUAACUUUCCUUUCUCUUUCUGCACUCAUGACAGUGACAGGGAAGGAGAGAUUAGCAGAGAGGAGAUCACGUCCUAUUUCAUGAGAGGGAUGUCAAUAUGUGCAAAGCUGGGCUUCAACCUCCACAACCUUCACAACUUCCACGAGAUGACAUACAAAAAGCCCACCUUCUGCGACACCUGCCGAGGAUUUCUCUGGGGAGUCACAAAGCAAGGCUACCACUGCAAAGACUGUGGAGUAAACUGCCAUAAGCACUGUAAAGACCUGGUGACGAUGGAGUGUAUGAAGUUCCAGGUUUCUGGAGGCUCCUGUCCCUGCACUCCAGGUCUGGGACACGGGAUACGGACAAAGGGAAACAGCUGGAGUUCUGAGGAAGAAACAUUUGUGUUUCCUCAUGGACAUGACCACUCUAAGAGUCACACCACUCCGCAGAGCAUUGCGGAGAACUCCUCACUGUCAGACCGUUCCACUCAGACAGACCCGGGAGUUUGGACACCGGUGGCGAACCGCAGAGACCUUCACACUCCCAAAACUCCUUCACUCAUUGAGAAGAGUGCCACACUGCCAAUCAGAAUGAGAGGUUCGUCUGCACCCAGCUCUUUCCUCCAGGAGAAAAUGGAGGAACUCCAGUUAAACAAAGACAAACGCAAGGAGCCUGACUGAACCCAAGACAAAAAAGACUGUGCUUACAUUUAGUAUUUGAGAACUGUUCAAACACACUGAACACAUAUUUCAUUACCAUUAACAAAGAACUGAACUCUGUACACACCUUGUACCGAUGCAUUAAUAGUAAAAAAAAAAAAAAUAUACAA